AUUUAGCAAGACAAAAUCACCUCUGGGUGAUGUAACAACCACUCUUUGGACUUUUCCUCAUCUAGUAUCCUUCCUUCUCUUCUCCAAUCGCCUUUUCCUCCCCCCUCUCUCUCUCUUGUGCGUAAUAGUAAUGGCUCAACCUCGUUGGUCCAAACCCGAUAAGCCCGCUGCCAUGUACCCACCAUCUUCCUCACCUCAGAAUCCCACGGUCCCGAUUGGUCUAACCAGGUACGGUUCGGCCCCAGGUUCGUUUUUAAGCAGGACUGUGGAUUCUGUCAUUGGGUCUGACCGUGAAUUCUCUGCCUUGGGUUCCUCCUCGUCUUCGCUAGUUGGUCAGCAGUACGUCUCUGGGGACUCGUCCUCGCUUACCACUGAGUCAUCUUGCAAAGUCAACUCAUCUAACGAUCCAAGGCCGCCGCCGAAGAGCAGCGCCGGUGAUGGUUUGCAGAGAUCCUAUGGGUUCAAUGAUAUUAAUGGUUCUUUGGUCAGGCAGAAGAGCUCGCCCGCUGGUUUUCUAUCCAAUCUCUCCACGGAAAACGGUUUUUCAAUUACAACGGGAAGUGGAGGGUAUAACUCUCACAAUGGUGCAACUGGUGGCCACACUGUGUCAAGGUUGAAGUCUCAGUUGAGCUUUGCCGGACAAGAUUCUCUUUCUCAAAUAUCUGAAGUUAGUGAAAAUGCCGCUGAAGGCAUCAACUCUAACAAUGGCCGCCAGAAUUCUUCUCAUUCUUAUGCUGCUGCUAGCUUCAGGAUGGAGUCCUGGGACAAUACCAAUUCCAUUGUAUUUUCUGGGCCACCAAGCAAACGAACGAAGAACAUUGAUGGAGACAUUUUUAACUGUCUCAAUGGCUUAGAAACUCAGUUUAGCUUGCCUCAAACUAGUCUUGAGAUGGCAACAGUGGAGAAGCUACUAAAUAUUCCUGAAGACUCUGUGCCAUGCAAAAUCCGCGCCAAGCGUGGCUGUGCCACUCACCCACGAAGUAUUGCUGAAAGGGAACACAUUCAUUACAGGUUCUUUUGAAUGAAAGCCUCAUGCUUUUAAAUUAUUGGGAGCUCCAAAUGGGUUAAAAGAAGAAGGUGAGACUAAGGCUAGUGGGUGAAGUACCUGAAAAAUCAAAGAUUCUAUGAGAAUUAGAAGAGCAGUCAACAUGGGGAGGAUAUAUAUGGUGAAAGAAAAAAAUUGACGAAAUGAUUAGGGAAGAAGAAGGUGGAGAAUAGUGGGGUAGUCAACUAGUCAUCCUGAUGGGAUUUGCGAGUGGACCCAACUCGCUGGAAUUGAUUGUGCUGAAGGAGCCAAUGGAAGGUGUGCUGCACCAAAAUCAAUGUUAGAUCAUGUUCAUAUUGAUGGUCAAGCUAUACUUUAAGAUCUUCACUACUGUGUUGAGACAAUUUGUCUGCAUUGUACAAAAGAUGGAUUGUUAUACGCACACAAGGCAACGAUAUGUAUAUUGUGAGCUGGAGAGUUGACAGUAGCAAUGGCUAAGCCUAAAACAGAGGAAUCACUUGUAGUGUAUUUUGUAAGAGGACCUGAAAAAAAGACCUAACAUGCAUACAUGUUUGUAGUAAUACGUGUUCAUUUAUAAAGCAGAAGAUUGCAAAAGUAUGGUGGUACAUAUCAGUGCAGCUGAGCAGCUGAACUAGUUCAGUGCUAUUGUUCAUUCAUUUCAUAAUCAGGUUAUCUACUGGUUACUCUACAUAGAAGUUAAGAGGAAUAUGUUCCUUUUGUUAGGUGAACUGCAAAAGAGGAUUUUUUUUGUUGUUGUUUUUGUUGUAAUUCGUCAUUGUGUUUUGUGUUCAUACCCAGGAGAGAAGAACCAGAAUAAGUGGGAGAUUGAAGAAACUGCAAGAGCUUGUUCCAAACAUGGAUAA
This is a messenger RNA of Hevea brasiliensis (rubber tree), 1869 nucleotides long. Its product is annotated as transcription factor bHLH128. Gene Ontology annotation, molecular function: protein dimerization activity; DNA-binding transcription factor activity, RNA polymerase II-specific; RNA polymerase II cis-regulatory region sequence-specific DNA binding. Bases 131 to 1021 code for a protein of 296 amino acids. Gene Ontology annotation, cellular component: nucleus. The transcript has 4 exons. Gene Ontology annotation, biological process: regulation of transcription by RNA polymerase II. NCBI's taxonomy places the organism in Eukaryota, Viridiplantae, Streptophyta, Magnoliopsida, Malpighiales, Euphorbiaceae. The record is from RefSeq and is a predicted model, not a curated record.